UUUGACCUUGUUUUUGUUGAUGUUUGACUGGAUUGCGGCUGCGCGCGGCGCUGUUCGUUGUCGGAUGACGCGUUUUGUCUGGAGAACGACGGACAGAGACAGAGAAAGAAGAUAGAUGAAAAGUGAGCUCGGUGCAGGGGAGGGGCAGCAGUACCCUUGUAGCUCCUCCACACGGACGAAAACCUAACAAGCCUGCCCUAAAAACGACCUAAAUCCAACGGAUCGGUGAUCGGCCACUGCAACGGAAUCGGACGGUUAUUCGAUUUAGAACCGUCCGACUCGACUCGGCUGGAUUCGAUUAGUCGCGCCGCUUCACCAGCCCAGAGGCCGCGAAACAACCCCAUCGCCAUUAUAUGACCCACUUCCCAGCGUCGCUGCUGCCCUCCAUGUGGGUGAGGGACCUGUGCGUGUCGGGCUAUGGCGAGAAAAACAGUUAGCAGGAAAAGAAAAGCAGAGGAGCCCAAGGAACAACAGUUUGACUGGUGUCAGUCUGCGAUUAAGCGUGCCCGCUUGUCCAGCUCAGCGCGUCAUGCCCAGCCCUGGUGGCAGAGCCGGCGGUCGGUGGUGUGCUCUGUGAGAGGAAGGGAGUUCCGCCCGCAGCAGCAGCAUGAGUGGAGCUUCCAGCGGAGUCUGCGUGGAUUCGCUGCCGGACGCAUCCCAGGAAUCCUCAGAGAGAGAGAGUUCGCCCUCGGCCGCCUUAACAAGGUGUUCGCUUCCCAAUGGCUCAACCACAGGCAGGUGGUAUGUGGGACCAAAUGCAACACGCUAUUUGUGGUGGACGUCCUCUCGGGACAGAUAACCAGGAUACCCAUGCUGAAAGACAGAGAGGGAAGGGCAGAGGUUUCCCAGGGUUUGAGAGGAGUGGGAGGCAAUUUCCACUUCCACAAUCCAGGAUCAGUCGGCAGUCUAGAUGUCCAGCAGGGAUGUGGCAUCCACGCCAUUGAGCUGAACCCCUCUCGUACAUUGUUGGCCACUGGAGGAGACAACCCCAACAGCCUGGCAGUGUACAGACUUCCCACUCUUGACCCUGUCUGCGUCGGUGAUGAUGGACACAAUGACUGGAUAUUCUCCAUUGCGUGGAUCAGUGACACCAUGGCAGUCUCAGGAUCUCGUGAUGGUUCCAUGGGUCUGUGGGAGAUAUCAGAGGAGGUGCUGACUCAGGCUGAGAAGUGUCAGAAUGUGGAAGGUGUUCCUUGUUACUCCCACAUCUCUCACCGUGCUCUCAAGGACAUCCCGAAAGAGUACACCCACCCCUACAACUGCAAAGUGCGCGCACUGGCCUUCAACAACAGCCAUAAGGAGUUGGGUGCUGUUUCUUUAGAUGGAUAUUUCCAUCUGUGGAAGGCAGAAGACAACCUGUACAAGGAGCUUUCUACCAAACUCCCUUACUGUAAGGAGAAUGUGUGUCUGGCAUACGGUAUGGACUGGUCUGUUUAUGCAGUCGGCUCUCAGGCACACGUUUCCUUCCUUGACCCCCGGCAGUCAUCUCAGAACAUCAAAUCCGUGAGCUCCAGGGAGCGUGGCAGUGGUAUUCGCUCUGUGAGCUUCUAUGAACACAUAGUGACGGUAGGCACUGGCCAAGGUUCCCUGCUCUUCUACGAUAUCAGGGCCCAGCGUUUUCUGGAUGGCCCAUCCAGCUCACCCGGCGGGUACCGGAAUCGCACAGCAGAGGGCAUCCUGAAACUCAGCACAGGGAGAGGAUGGCUGAAUCACGACGAAACAUGGAGAAGCUACUUUUCCGACGUCCGCUCCUUCCCGAACGCCGUAUACACACACUGCUACGAUGACUCCGGCACCAAACUCUUCGUGGCCGGCGGCCCCCUGUGUUCUGGCCUACACGGAAACUACGCUGGCCUCUGGAGCUAGCCUACAUCAUCCCUCCGUUUCGCUCUCACGUACCAUGUGCUUACAGGCCAUCUUCCAUUUUUCUCCUCACUCUUUUUCACUUCCGGUUUAGCUUCUAUACAAGAUUAUCCUCUAUUUCUCAAAGGACCCAGGAGCAUAGAUGUGAUUCUCAACCGUUUUUGUGCUUGGUCUUAUGUCUUUCGAUUUUCAUUUGCCUGUUGUACUCCUGAGUUUACAUGUGUUUUUUUGUGUGUGUGUGUGUGGAGGAAAAAAAGGCAAAGAAAAAAAAAGGCGUGACCAACACUGAUGCCUGAUCUUCUGCAGGAGUCCGGAAAGGAUGAAGGAGGUUUUUUCCUCUGUGCAUCGGCUGCCUGAACCUUUGAGAACUGUGGAAUAGUGUAAAAUAUAUGAAAAUAUUUAACAGUCUCUCUGGGCAUUUUUUAUUUUUUUUUUAUAUAAAAGGCAUGGCAUUUUGAGUUUGUUUUGCUGUGUGUUUUUCAAAGACCUGCCGAUCAGCUCCUUUUCUUGGCUCGCAGUGGACUGAUAUGACAUUGUAGAUCCUGAAAAGGCUGAGAAUCGGUAUUCAAAGAUGAAUCUUGGUGAAAUGAACGGACAGCCUGACCUGUAACCUCACUGUAGAAACUGAGGUCAAAACUGCAGUUAUAUGAAGAGCACGGAGUGAACAUGGACACGAGUCGGAUAGCGGUCAAUGAAGACUCACCCGCUGUUUUUAUUUUUCCCUUUAUGUUUUCCAAAAUAAUGGCAGGGAGAGACAAUUGUAAGAAAUCACAGAUACCGUUUGUGUUCUGUUUGAGGUAUCUUGGAGAAUGGCUUUUUUUAUCGCUGAUUCUGUACUAACACACGCAUACGCUUGCAUCAAGAUUGCAAUUUUCCCUCUGUGACACUUAGACUUAGUCUUAUUUAUUUUGUAUUGUUGCCGUCACUAGCACUCAUGACGUUCAGGUACAAUCAUAUUUGUUAGGAUUUUUGCUUCUCAUCAUCUUCUCUGCUUAAAGGCAGGGCAGUGUUGUGUGACAUUGUUGCCUUUUCAGAGUCUUUCUGUGAAAGACUGUUGCAGAUUGAAUUUGUUUAGGCUUUUUCUUUUCUUUUGUCUUUUUACAUGUUAAUCUUCAUGGAAUUGUCACAAAAUUGCUAGUCCAUUGAACACCGUAACAGGCAUAUAUUAAGCAGAAAUUACCCAUCACUU
Messenger RNA from Sinocyclocheilus grahami, 3052 nucleotides. RefSeq names its product DDB1 and CUL4 associated factor 12 (gene dcaf12). The record is from RefSeq and is a predicted model, not a curated record. Gene Ontology annotation, molecular function: protein binding. Gene Ontology annotation, cellular component: Cul4-RING E3 ubiquitin ligase complex. NCBI's taxonomy places the organism in Eukaryota, Metazoa, Chordata, Actinopteri, Cypriniformes, Cyprinidae. The coding region runs from base 418 to 1866 and encodes 482 amino acids. The transcript has 9 exons.